AUGUUACCUAUAUUUAAACGAGCUAAAGUUAUACAACAUUCAUAUAUAAUUAUUGAAUGUACAGAUUGUUUUAUUCAUGAAUAUCUUCAUAAUGCUAAUGAUCAACAAAUAUCAUUAGGUUUAACACGAUCUGAAAUGUUUGAUGAAAUAUUAACAAUAUUAACAGCAGGAUAUGAAACAACAUCAACUGCUUUAACUUGGUUUAGAUUUUAUAUGAGUAAAUAUCCACAAGUACAACAACGUAUGAAAGAAGAACUUUGUCAACAUAAUCUUUUAAUGAGAGAAUAUGUUCAAUAUUUACCCUUUUUUUUGUUUGUUCAAAAUGUUUAUAAUGAUGAAUUUUGUUUUCAUCGAUAA
Molecule: messenger RNA, 357 nt
Organism: Rotaria sordida
Lineage: Eukaryota; Metazoa; Rotifera; Eurotatoria; Philodinida; Philodinidae
Source: the annotation of a GenBank genome assembly